AUGUCUAUAUACGCGGCCGGAGAAAUAGACUUGGAUUGGGAGAGAGAGACCAGGUUUUUGAACAAACAAUAUCCUAUCGUUGUCUUCAGCAAGACGUACUGCCCGUACUCCAAACGAGCCAAGGAGCUCCUUGCCGCGUAUAAUAUUCAACCAACACCAAAGAUCGUCGAAGUUGAUAUGAGAGACGACAACAACGUGAUAAAGCUCCUCCUAAGCCGCCUGACGCAUCACUCGACGUUCCCAAAUAUUCUUAUACAAGGCAAGUCAAUUGGAGGUUCAGACGACCUCAUUGCGCUUCACAACGACCGAACACUUGCGAAAAUGCUGGAACGUGCUGGUGUAACGAUACAGUCGGACCUCGAAUUCUAA
Molecule: messenger RNA, 369 nt
Organism: Laccaria bicolor S238N-H82
Lineage: Eukaryota; Fungi; Basidiomycota; Agaricomycetes; Agaricales; Hydnangiaceae
Gene: LbGrx6
Product: glutaredoxin
Exons: 5
Coding region: 1-369 (122 amino acids)
Biological process (GO): cellular response to oxidative stress
Cellular component (GO): cytoplasm; cis-Golgi network; Golgi lumen
Molecular function (GO): glutathione disulfide oxidoreductase activity
Source: RefSeq, a predicted model, not a curated record